Messenger RNA from Trypanosoma grayi, 765 nucleotides. RefSeq lists its product as hypothetical. NCBI's taxonomy places the organism in Eukaryota, Euglenozoa, Kinetoplastea, Trypanosomatida, Trypanosomatidae. The record is from RefSeq and is a predicted model, not a curated record. The coding region runs from base 1 to 765 and encodes 254 amino acids. The transcript has a single exon.
AUGGACGGAGACGUGAAUCAGAUGCUGCUGGCAACAACCACGGCCUCGGCGGAGGGCAUUCAGGCCAGUGAGCGAUGGCUGAUGCGGCCAAAGAAGCGUGGCAGCGCCACCGCAAACACAACUGCAAAUGCGGCCAAGGCGAGCAAAAAGGCAAGACCCGAGGCAGAUGCGGACGCCAAUGAUGGCCCGAUGGAGGUGUCUGCUGGCGGGGAUGUGGGCGCGUGCGCCUCCUCGUCGCCGUCAGUGUGCGCCGUGGAGGGGAUGGUGCACCGGCUGGUGGAGUACGUCAUUGAGAGACAGCUGGGAGGCCGCCACAACGCCUCGCGUGGAGACGGCAAAGACCUGGCGCCACUGCCGCGCGCUGUGCUCUGCGCUGAAACCUCCACCAUGCGGCCGGUUGCUCUCUUCCACGUGCACCACACAGUGUACGGCAGCACUAGUACGACACAGAGUGAAAAGGCGCCGGACGCGAUUGUGCGCUACCGGAAGAAACUGCACGUGUGCAGCCACGAUAGGGACCUUGUGGGUGGCGCGGUCGACGGUAGGCCGCUCCACACGCGGAGGCACCUUCUCACGCUGGUGACCAAGGGCCUCAGGGGUGAGCGCAUCGACGAGCUGCCCGUGAAGCAUGCCGUUGCGGAGGAGGGACAAAAGAUGGUGGACACGCAACACGACGUGGUGGUGCUGUUCGACAGCGCGAAGCAGGGGACGCUGAGUAGUUUCCUGCAGGACUCCUCCUCUUCUUCUGAUGAUGAUAAUGAAUAG